AAGGCGGCAUUUAAACAAAGCUCCCGAGGAAAGGAGGGCACAAAUAGUUGGGCAUCCUGGGAGAGACAGGCCCCUGGCGGUGGGAGCAGCAGAUGGGAAGGUCCUGGGACCAGCAGCUUGGCACACCCAGGGAACACUGAGGAACCGUGCCUGGUCGCAUGAGUGCUUUGAGAAAAUGUGGGGCAGGAGAGUGAGGAAGAAAAAGGAGGCCAGGGGUCUGGGCGAGGGGUGGUGGCUGGUUGGGGUGAGUGAGUGCUGGGGAGAUUGAUUUGAUGGGGCAGGGCUGGGUGUGGGUAUGGUGGAGGUGCCCUGAGAGUUUGGCCUCAUCAGGGGACACUGGCGGAUCCUGGGUCAGCUCCUUUCAGCUGGAGGGAGCCAUGGAUCUGCUGCGGGAGCUGAAGGCCAUGCCUGUGACGCUACACCUGCUCCAGUCCACCCGGGUCGGCAUGUCUGUCAACGCCCUACGGAAGCAGAGCUCUGAUGAAGAGGUGAUCGCACUGGCCAAGUCGCUCAUCAAGUCAUGGAAGAAGCUCCUGGAUGCUUCAGAUGCCAAAGCCAGGGAACGGAGGAGGGGCGGGCCUCUGCCCACGACGUCCUCGAAGGAGGGCUCCGAGGCCAAGGAUCCCAGCCACAAGAGGCCGGAGCUGCCCAGGAUGCUGUCGACCCCGAGGAUGACCACAUUUCCCCCAGUGCCGGUCACCUGUGAUGCUGUGCGCAACAAGUGCCGUGAGAUGCUAACGGCCGCCCUGCAGACAGACCGGCUGCUUCUUGCAGGUGACCACAUGGCCCUCAGUACGGACUGUGAGCGCCUAUCGGCCCAGAUUGAGGAGUGCAUCUUCCGGGAUGUGGGGAACACGGACAUGAAGUACAAGAACCGUGUGCGGAGCCGCAUUGCCAACCUCAGGGAUGCCAAGAACCCCGACCUGCGGCGGAACGUGCUGUGUGGCACCAUAACGCCCCAGCAGAUCGCGGUGAUGACGUCAGAGGAGAUGGCCAGCGACGAGCUGAAGGAGAUCCGCAAGGCCAUGACCAAGGAGGCUAUCCGCGAACAUCAGAUGGCCCGCACAGGUGGCACACAGACAGACCUGUUCACCUGCAGCAAGUGCAGGAAGAAGAACUGCACCUACACGCAGGUGCAGACCCGCAGCUCUGAUGAACCCAUGACCACAUUCGUUGUCUGCAAUGAGUGUGGGAACCGCUGGAAGGUAGUUCUGCUGAGCCUGCAGCGGUGGCCAGUGCUGGCCGUUGCUCUCCUCACAUCCUGUCAACAGACACAGCUUCUCUGGAGACCCGCUCUCUGCCCUCCAGGCUGUCCCCAGAAGGCAGCACACCUUGCCCUCCCCCAUCUGCAGUGCACCUUUCUCCCAAUUAUUAAAUGUUUCUUUUUGCCACUGUGCUGUCCUUGGCUUUUGGCUCUGGUGGGCCAUGCACAGGCUUGGGCUGAGGCAGCCCUCCUUCCUGGGGUCAGGUGACACUUGGGUGUGGCCCUGGUGGAGCAGUGCUGCA
This is a messenger RNA of Miniopterus natalensis, 1506 nucleotides long. It is a transcript of the gene TCEA2, whose product is annotated as transcription elongation factor A2. Gene Ontology annotation, biological process: DNA-templated transcription; transcription elongation by RNA polymerase II. Gene Ontology annotation, cellular component: nucleus. The record is from RefSeq and is a predicted model, not a curated record. NCBI's taxonomy places the organism in Eukaryota, Metazoa, Chordata, Mammalia, Chiroptera, Miniopteridae. Gene Ontology annotation, molecular function: nucleic acid binding; zinc ion binding.